AGGGGCCGCUCCUUUGUCUCGUCCCCCGCCCCCGGCGCCGCGCCGGACGCUGCCCGCGGCUGCCUUUCCCGGGGCUGCGGCGGGGGUCCCGCCGCGCAGGAGCCCGAGCCCGGAGCAGCCGCCGCCUCAUUAGCAGCGUCCCGCGGCCGCAGAGCGGCUGCAGCUGGGAAGAUGGCGAGUCGCCCCUGCCUCCUGCUCCUGCUCGGCGCCUUGGGGGCUCUUAGCUAUCAUAAUCGUAUGGCGUAUGGCAUCUCUGUCAGAACGGACAAUAAUCAUGUUCAAGCAGAGGAGUUUAAGGAGGCUAUUCUUAGCUGCCGACCCUCGGUUCCAAAGACUAUUACUCCAAGAAUAGAAUGGAAGAAAAGAGGACCUGGUGGAGUCUCAUUUGUCUACUAUAAUAGUGCAUUUACAGGUGACCUUAAAGGCCGAGCGGAAAUGUUGAAUAUCGGCAUUCGCAUUAGAAAUGUGACCCGAAAGGAUUCUGGAGAAUACCGUUGUGAAGUUAGUGCACCAGGCAAACAGGCACAAGAUCUGGCAGAGGCUACCAUUACUCUCACAGUGUUGGUGGCUUCAGCUACUCCAACAUGCGAAGUACCCAGCUCAGCAAUGAGUGGAACAGUAGUAGAACUGCGAUGCAAAGAAAAUGAAGGGUCUCCUGCUUCUGAGUACAAGUGGUUUAAGAAUGGUGUCGCUUUAGUGGAAACUUCAGGAACAGGCAGUGCAAAAGCAAACAUUACUUAUGUCCUAAAUAAAAAAUCUGGAACCCUG
Molecule: messenger RNA, 768 nt
Organism: Alligator sinensis (Chinese alligator)
Lineage: Eukaryota; Metazoa; Chordata; Crocodylia; Alligatoridae
Gene: JAM2
Product: junctional adhesion molecule 2
Exons: 5
Biological process (GO): leukocyte tethering or rolling
Cellular component (GO): cell surface; protein complex involved in cell adhesion; tight junction
Source: RefSeq, a predicted model, not a curated record